Cordyceps fumosorosea ARSEF 2679 is the source of this 1083-nucleotide messenger RNA. Its product is annotated as transaldolase. Gene Ontology annotation, biological process: carbohydrate metabolic process; pentose-phosphate shunt, non-oxidative branch. Lineage: Eukaryota; Fungi; Ascomycota; Sordariomycetes; Hypocreales; Cordycipitaceae. The transcript is spliced from 4 exons. Gene Ontology annotation, molecular function: transaldolase activity. The record is from RefSeq and is a predicted model, not a curated record. The coding region runs from base 1 to 1083 and encodes 360 amino acids. Gene Ontology annotation, cellular component: intracellular anatomical structure.
AUGGCAAAGACCACCUGGUUCGACGUGCUCCAGCACCACAUCAAAAUCGACAUCGACGGCUUGGACCCGGCAGACACCGCGGCCCUCCUCCCCUUCGUCCCCUUUGACCAGACGAGCAACCAGAACCUCGUCCUCCUGCGGAUGGUCGCCCCCGAGAACCGCGAGCUCUUCCUAAAGACUGUCCGCGAGCGCAAAGACGACGGCUGGCGCGCCAUUCUCGACUGCAUGAGCGUCCGUUUGUGCGCCCUCAACAAGGACAAGAUCCGCGGGCGCUUCCUCCUCCAGACGUCGCCGGCCGACGCCUACGACGAGGCCAAGACGCUUGCCCACGCGCGCGCCUACGCCCGCGAGUUCGAAAAGGAAGGCAUCGCCAAGGACCAGUUCUGCAUCAAGAUCCCCGCCACGGGACCGGCGCUCAACGCCGGCCGCGAGCUCCUCAAGGAGGGCAUCCGCACGCUCGGCACCUCGCUGUUCAGCGUGCCGCAGGCCGUCGCCGCCAGCCAGGCCGGCUGCCUGUCCAUCAGCCCUUACUACAAUUUCUCCUGGUACCACACCGACCGCGCGCAGUGGCCGGACCUGCCCGACCCGGCCCUGCAGCACCCCAUGUCGCCGCGCAUCGUCCAGAUCCUCAACGCCUACCGGACUCUCUCCGCGAGGAGCGGCCCCGGCGCGCCGCCGCAGCCGCUGGUCAAGAUGGCGAGCUUCCUGUCGGCGCGAGAGGCCAUGGCCAUGGCGGAGCUCGGCUGCGCGCACGCCACGAUCCCGGCCAACGUGCUCGCGGAGCUCGCGGCGCUCGACGUCGAGACGAACCAGCCGCCGCCGUCUCAAAGCGCAGCAGAGGGCGUGCCGGCGGAGCGUCUGAUGCACCUGGCGGCGACAGAUCCGCUGGUGGCUGACAAGGUGCCGGUGUCGGCGGAGGAGGUUGUCGAGGUGGACUACCUGGCGGAUGGAGGUGCAGCGCUGCAGGUGGCGAUCGAGGCGGAUCCGAUGACGACGAGGGGCUUGGAGGAGGCGCUGGCCAUGUUCGGGGCGUGUGAGCGGCAGAGCCGUGCUGCGAUUGAGGAGGCGCUGAAGCGGAUUUGA